UGGCGGCCAUUUUGGAGCAGGGCGCGGGGCCGGACGCAGCGGAGGGAGCGCAGAGCCCCCCCGUCGCCGCCAUGGCAGCCCCGCUCGGUACCGGCGCCUUCACGGAGGAGACCGGGCAGGAAAAACAGGACUGUCAGGAGAAGGACAAAGGCAUUUCCCCUGAGAGGGCAGAGGAGGCCAAGCUCAAGGCCAAAUAUCCCAACCUGGGCCAGAAACCUGGGGGCUCUGAUUUCCUCAUGAAGAGGCUGCAGAAAGGGCAAAAAUACUUCGAUUCUGGCGACUACAACAUGGCCAAGGCCAAGAUGAAGAACAAGCAGCUGCCCAGUGCAGGGCCUGACAAGAACCUGGUGACAGGAGACCACAUCCCCACGCCCCAGGACCUGCCCCAGAGGAAAUCCUCCCUGGUCACCAGCAAGCUGGCAGGGUAGCUGCACUCCCAGUUGGGGGCUGCCCUCUUUUUUGUCUCUUUUUUUUGUUUUUGGUUUUUUUUUUUGGCUAAAUGGAUUGAACUUCACUGUACCAUAGGAAUGGGAGCAGCAGAAUCCACGUAGUUUGUUUGAGUCUUUGCAGCAAACGCACCCCAAAGGUGACUUGGGGGGGGCAGGGUUGGGCUGGCCCUUCCUCCCAGAGAGGCUUUGCCUUAAUUUUGCUGCUGUUUGGAACCAUCGUGGCUCUCAGGGGCACUGGAGCUGUGCCCCCUUGCUGGCUGGGACAGCCCCAGAGGGGGCACCUGGAGGAGGGCACAGGGCAGGGCUGAGGGGUGGGAAGGGGAUUGCAGGGGUUGGGGAGGCAGAGGUUGAGCCAGCUGGGCAGGAGAGUGGUCCCAGAUGUGGAAAUGGUGAUCCCAGAUGUGGAAAUUGUGAUCCCAGAUCUGCAAGAGUGAUCCCAGAUAUGGAAGAUGUGAUGCCAGAUGUGGAAAUUGUGAUCCCAGAUCUGGAAAUGGUGAUCCCAGAUCUGCAAAGUGAUCCCACAUCUCACAGGUGUGAUCCUAGGUCUGCAAAGAGAAAUCCCAGAUCUGGAAAUGGUGAUCCCAGGUAUGGAAAUUGUGAUCCCAGAUCUGAAAAGUGAUCCCAGAUAUGGAAGAUGUGAUGCCAGAUGUGGAAAUGGUGAUCCUAGAUCUGGAAAUGGUGAUCCCAGAUAUGGAAAUGGUGAUCCCAGAUCUGAAAAGUGAUCCCAGAUGUGGAAAUUGUGAUCCCAGAUCUGGAGAUUGUGAUCCUAGAUUUAGAAAGAGUGAUCCCAGAUCUGGAAAGUGGGGUCCUAGGUCUGCAAAGAGUGAUUUCAGAUUUGGAAAUUGUGAUCCCAGCUCUGGAAAUUGUGAUCCCAGAUCUGAAAAGUGAUCCCAGAUGUGGAAAUGGUGAUCCCAGAUGUGGAAAUGGUGAUCCCAGAUCUGAAAAGUGAUCCCAGAUGUGGAAAUUGUGAUCCUAGAUCUGGAAAUUGUGAUCCCGGAUCUGAAAAGUGAUCCCAGAUGUGGAAAUUGUGAUCCUAGAUCUGGAAAUUGUGAUCCCAGAUCUCACAGGUGUGAUCCCAGAUUUGUAAAAUGUGAUUCCAGAUCUGGAAAGUGUGAUCCCUAAUCUCACAGGUGUGAUCCCUGAUGUGGAAAUUGUGAUCCCAGAUCUGAAAAGUGACCCUAGAUUUGGAAAGAGUGAUCUCACAUCUCACAGGUGUGUUCCCAGAUCUGGAAAUUGUGAUCCUAGAUAUGGAAAUGGUGAUCCCAGAUCUGCAAAGAGUGAUUUCAGAUCUGCAAAGAGUGAUCCCAGAUAUGGAAAUUGUGAUCCCAGAUGUGGAAAUUGUGAUCCUAGAUAUGGAAAUGGUGAUUCCAGCUCUGCAAAGAGUGAUCCCAGAUAUGGAAAUUGUGAUCCCAGAUGUGGAAAUUGUGAUCCUAGAUAUGGAAAUGGUGAUCCUAGCUCUGCAAAGAGUGAUCCCAGAUAUGGAAAGUGAUUUCAGCUCUGGAAAUUGUGAUCCUAGAUUUAGAAAGUGCGGUCCCAGAUUUGUAAAGCGGGAUCUUAAAUUCGGAAAGUGUGAUCUCAGACGUGGAAGUUGUGAUCCCAGAUCUGCAAAGAGUGAUCCCAAAUCUCACAGGUGUGAUCCCAGGGUCUGAAAGUGUGCUCUCAGACCUGGAAAUUGUGCUCUCAGACCUGGAAAUUGUGUUCCCAGGUCUCACAGAUGUGAUCCCAGCCCUGAAGGCACAGUCAGCUGUGAGCUUGAGAGCUUCAAAGUGAAGAAAUUGGCUGAGAUGAAAAAAAAAAUAUAUAUUUUUUUUUUAAUCUCAGGAUAAUAAACACCAGGAGCAGGGGUGGUGUUGGGCUGAGCUGAGAUCUGUCCCUGGCUCAGCUCACAAGGGAGACAACAUUUAACAUUUCCAGAGGGGCUGGGGCAGGGUUUGAAACAUCUCGGAGUGCUCUGGGGGUAGAGCCCCAACCUCAGCUGGAGGAGCUUGGCUGAAUUUGGUCAGAAGGAUAAAACCAGAGGAACUUGGAUGAAUUUGGCUAAAAGGAACAAAACCAGAGGGGUUGGACUGAAUUUGGAUAAAGGAACACAACCAGAGGGGUUUGACUGAAUUUGGACAGAGGGACAAAACCAGAGGAGUUUGGCUGAAUUUGGACAGAAGGAUAAAACCAGAGGGGUUUGACUGAAUUUGGUCAGAAGGACAAAACCAGAGGGGUUUGACUGAAUUUGGAUAAAGGAACACAACCAGCAGAGUUUGACUGAAUUUGGACAGAAGGAUAAAACCAGAGGGGCUUGACUGAAUUUGGAUAAAGGAACACAAUCAGCAGAGUUUGACUGAAUUUGGACAGAAGGAUAAAACCAGAGGGGUUUGACUGAAUUUGGUCAGAGGGAUAAAACCAGAAGGGCUUGGCUGAGCUUGACCAGAGGGAGAAAACCUGUCCCCUCCUGCUGGCCUGGUGUCACUUUUCCAUGCAGGGACAAGAGUGGGCACAGCUGUGCCAGGGCAUCCCAAACUUUGAUUUCUUUUUUCCCCUUCUUGUCUUUUCUUUGUCUCAAGGAAAAAAAAACACCCCAAAUUAACACCAAAAUCACAACAAAAAAAAAAAAAACAAGAGUGGGCCCAGCUGUGCCCCAAAACCUGCCCCAAUUUCAGCCCCAAGGACCAAAGGAGGGCAGGCAGGAGUGAGGGAUGCCCAGCAGGGUUUUUCCCCCUGUGUGUGUCACCUGUGUCACCUGUGUCACUUCCCUGCUGUGUUUGCCCAGGGUGUGCUGGAAUGUGGCUCUGCCUUCAGGUGUUUCCUGGAUCCUCCUGUGAGAAAAAUCCCCCGGAGCUGCUCCUGUCGCCCUCUGGGGCAGGGACAAGGAGUGUGGUGGCAUUUGGGAGCUGUCCCUUGUCCCCACAGGGUCCUGCUGUGGCCCCCAGCCCCUGUGUGACCUGCUUGGGGCAGUGGCUGCACACCCUCCUGCUGCCUGUCCCAGCCAUCUUGUAAAUAGGUAACAAAUAUAUAUAAAAAUAUAUAUAUAUAUAUAUAAUUUUUUUACAUGGUCA
Molecule: messenger RNA, 3496 nt
Organism: Melospiza melodia melodia
Lineage: Eukaryota; Metazoa; Chordata; Aves; Passeriformes; Passerellidae
Product: alpha-endosulfine
Exons: 3
Coding region: 72-428 (118 amino acids)
Cellular component (GO): cytoplasm
Molecular function (GO): protein phosphatase inhibitor activity
Source: RefSeq, a predicted model, not a curated record